Molecule: messenger RNA, 1325 nt
Organism: Suillus subalutaceus
Lineage: Eukaryota; Fungi; Basidiomycota; Agaricomycetes; Boletales; Suillaceae
Product: mannose-6-phosphate receptor binding domain-containing protein
Exons: 6
Coding region: 38-916 (292 amino acids)
Biological process (GO): vacuolar transport
Source: RefSeq, a predicted model, not a curated record
CCGCAACCACACCGCUAGCUAGUCUUGCUGCUGCAUCAUGCUUUAUUAUGCCAAUGGGCUGAGCGCUCUGUUAUGGGCCAUAUCUAUAUUCCUUGGAUUUGGCCUUAUGGCGCUUGCAGAUGAAGCUCCAUGCACUUUGCAUCAUGAAGGCAACUAUUUCAACCUGAAUCCGUUGAAGGCUAGUCAGGACUACGAGUUUGAGACUCUAGAUGGACAUACUUUCUACCUGAAUGUCUGCCGACGCGUGACCACCGAACCCUGGAGUACCGGAGUUCCCGACAAUGUUGACAUCGCCGGUCUAGUGCGGGACGACCACCACGACUUUGCCGUAGGACUUGUAAAUACAACCCUGGAAAUGAGGGACACGGGGCUGAUGAUGCAUCUUUCCAAUGGUUCACCCUGCCCUGGGGAAGAUGACUUAUACGGGAGCUCAUCCAUCCUGUUUCUUUGUGAUGCAACGGUUUAUGGAGCUGGCAAACCGGCGGUGAUAUCCCAAUUUCCGGAAGACGACAAUCAAGCCUGCCAAUACACGGUCGAGUGGCGAACACAUUUUGCUUGCGCCACUGGCGAAAGGGGCCUUAUCUCAGGAUUAAUAGUGUUCUUGGUGAUCUUCAUGAUGAUCCUUCUGAUGCUCCUCGUUGUUUCUAGCACCCUGUAUAACCGCUUCGUCCUGAGAAAACGUGGCUUUGAUCAACUGGCCUGGCUUUCCAAAGUUCAUCUGCUCGAACUCACGGACUUUUGCAUUGAGCUCUUCCGGUCCACGGUAGACAAUGUUCGCUUGACUGGUAAUAGAUGGGCAGAAUCGACUAGGAACUUCAACCCUGCAUCUCACCAAUGGUCAUCAAGGGAUGAGGAGCAGGCGAUGAUGGCCGCUGAUCCCCUUGAAGACCAUGAUCGGGAACUGCCUAAUGAUUAGAGAAAUGAUACGGUGGAUGGGUCGCAGGGCGCGGAUGAUUUGGGCACUAUAGGAUCAUGACUGGGCAUGUGUACGUUAUACGCUGUAUCUUUAGGACGGGUCUUAUCGAUGAUUAUGCCCGAGACAUAUUUCCUAUUCAACAGCGUUCCGCACCUCGCACCUUCAAGCAACUCGUGAUAAGGAAUACAAGCGAACCCACGAUCCCGGUUUUCAAUGCCCGGAAAACAGGGGAGUUGUUGUCCAGAGAUGAUUGGUGUUCGCAGUCCACUCCCCAAAUAAACUGUUGCUGCCGAGAAGAUCGAUCGCUAACUAUGCUCGUCGGGCAUCUCAAGCCAAGUAUCUCUUUUGAGCAAUUGUGACAAGGACAUCUCAUAGAUACCCCUGGCCUCUGAUCCGUUGGGUCCCGGUU